This is a messenger RNA of Musa acuminata AAA Group (dessert banana), 1115 nucleotides long. RefSeq lists its product as uncharacterized. The record is from RefSeq and is a predicted model, not a curated record. NCBI's taxonomy places the organism in Eukaryota, Viridiplantae, Streptophyta, Magnoliopsida, Zingiberales, Musaceae. The transcript has a single exon. Bases 80 to 1006 code for a protein of 308 amino acids.
GUUCCUAUAUAGCCACGACCACAGAAGCAGCAGAUACACCCAAUUGCUUGUCUUCUCGUAUCUUCAAGCCGAAAUCAUCAUGGCUGAUGCAUCCAACUUCAUGACCAGCUUCCAAAUCCUUGCAAAGGCCCUCAAGCUUCUGAAACUCAACUUGAAGCUACUGCUCCCCAUCAUGCUCCUCUCCACCAUCCUUUCAUCCGCCCUCCUCUUUGAUACUCGUACCCAUCUUAGUCCUCUCAUCUUGGAUCCAUUCGUCAUGCCAUUUCCAAUGGCCACGAAUUUCGACGACUACAGAGGCUUCGAGUUUGGUACGACACAUGACAUCAAAGAACUACUCGCCAUCACCAUCUUCGUACUCGUCGAGCACACGCUGUACCUGCCCACGAUCACCGUAACAAUCUAUGCUGUCUCCGCGGCCUACUCCACCGCCGCGGCGACACAUCUGACGCUGUCCGGGGUUAUGCGGUCGCUGAAGGCAUGUUUCAUCACAAGACUAUGGGUAACCAUGCUGGAGUUGGCUUUCAAUCUUCUAUUAGCAUCUGUGAACAUGAUGUCGGUGGGGAUUUGGAUCUUCGGAAUUGUACUAGGAGUAGCGUCUGUUUUACAGAACUACUUGCGCGUGGUGUGGGUUCUAGCACUGGUGGUUUCAGUGGUGGAGGAUUAUUCUGGUGUUGCAGCUCUGAGGAGGGCUCUGCAGCUUGUUCGUGGAAACUUUGCGCAGACAUGGCGACUCUCAGUUUUCGCGUUUCAGACGGGUAUACAUUUCUUUGUAGCUCACAACUUAGCCUCCUCUCUCCUCUGCCGGAGACCGAUCUUCGGAGUCGCUAUGUCUGUGUUUUCGGCGGUGGGUGUUGCGUUCUGGGUCAUGCUUGCGUUGGCAGCGGAAGUGGUGUUCUAUGGCGAGUGCAAGAAGAAGAGACGUGGAGUGGAAGAGACUGCCGUGAAAGGAGGUCCAGGCAACGAUGUGGAUGAGGAGCCCAGCAACACUCAUGAGCAUCAACUUUGAUCCGGUAGAGAUUUUUUUGGUUUGUUUUGCGUGAAAUUAUACAUGUAUUAUUUUGCGGGCAGGAUUAUGUCAUAUUAAUUAAUUAGCAAAUCAGGUGAAAUUUAUAACA